UCCCGGUUGAUAUGACAAGGACUGGGGCUUUCAGAUGAUAGUUUGACCAUGCGCACGAUCCGUUCGACGAAAUGUCCAUGGGCAUUCCUGGGCGUGGCUGGCGCUCUGGUGAUGCUCGUCACUGCGGUCCAUGUAUUCAUGGUGCCAAUCCUCCCUUCCUCAUUGGAUUACUUUGGUGCUGGACAUGGUGUUCGCCGGCCAAGGAAUGUGUUGCCAGGCGCUGGAGUGGUUGACUCACGUCUCAGGGGGCAGUUCCCUUCUGAUUCGUAUGGUGCGGUGACAUACCGUGGCGCGCCAUGGAAAGCUGAGAUUGGCAGAUGGCUUUCUGGGUGUGGUGCCGGCUUAUCGGUUGUUAAUAUUACUGAAUUUAUAGGCGCAAAGCGGUGUGAUCAAGACUGCAAUGGACAAGGUGUCUGCAACUAUGAGCUGGGAGAAUGCAGAUGCUUUCAUGGAUAUGCUGGAAAACGAUGUGAGGAGCUUCAGAAGUUGGAAUGCAACCUCCCAAGUUCCCAAGAAUGGCCUGUCGGACGGUGGAUAGUUUCCAUAUGUCCAGCCCAGUGUGACACAACAAGGGCAAUGUGCUUUUGUGGAUCAGGAACAAAAUACCCAGAUCGCCCUGUUGCUGAAGCUUGUGGCUUUAAAACAAUUUUACCUGCAAAACCGGAUGGCCCGAAGCUUACUGACUGGAAAACACCUGAUCCGGAUAUAUUCACAACAAACAAGAGUAAGCUAGGAUGGUGCAAUGUGGAUCCUGAGGAUGCUUAUUCUUCCAAGGUGAAGUUUAAAGACGAAUGCGAUUGCAAAUAUGACGGACUCUGGGGGCAAUUUUGUGAGACACGUGUUGAAUGCAGCUGUAUUAACCAGUGCUCAGGGCAUGGACAUUGCCGUGGUGGUUUCUGUCAGUGUGACAGUGGAUAUUUCGGGAUUGAUUGCAGCAUCCCAUCAACAUAUUCACUUGCAUAUGGCUUACCCUCAUGGCUCCAACUACCAAUGAGUUUACCAGACUUGAAAAACGUAGGCUCUAGCUCCAUUGAUGCUAAAGUUGUUGCCAAGAAAAAAAGACCACUUAUUUAUGUCUAUGAUUUGCCAGCUGAAUUUGACAGUCAUCUUCUUGAAGGAAGGCAUUUCAAGUUUCAGUGUGUGAACAGGAUAUAUGAUGACAAGAACAGAACCAUAUGGACCAAGCAACUGUAUGGUGCUCAGAUAGCACUCUAUGAGAGCAUCCUUGCUAGCCCCCACCGCACAUUGAAUGCUGAUGAAGCUGAUUAUUUCUAUGUGCCAGUUCUUGACUCGUGUCUAAUAACUAGAUCUGAUGAUGCCCCGCAUCUGCAGAUGCCGAGGGACCUGCGCCUCAGGAGCUACCAUACUCUGGAGUACUACAGAAUGGCUUAUGAUCACAUAGCUCAGCACUAUCCUUACUGGAACCGCACUUCUGGAAGAGAUCAUAUCUGGUUUUUCUCGUGGGAUGAAGGUGCCUGCUAUGCUCCUAAAGAAAUCUGGAACAGCAUGAUGCUCGUCCACUGGGGAAACACUAACGCAAAACAUAAGAAUUCAACAACUGCUUAUUGGGCAGACAACUGGAACUAUAUUCCUGUUGAUAGAAGAGGCAACCAUCCCUGUUUUGAUCCAAGAAAGGAUCUUGUGCUUCCAGCAUGGAAGGAACCUAACCCAGCAGCUAUCUGGUUAAAACUAUGGGCAAGGCCAAGGAAAAACCGUACAACACUAUUCUAUUUCAAUGGUAAUCUGGGACCAGCCUAUAAGGAUGGCCGCCCUGAAGACACCUAUAGCAUGGGUAUUCGGCAAAAGCUGGCAGCUGAAUUUGGUUCCACACCAGAUAAGCAGGGGAAGCUUGGAAGGCAGCACACCGCCAAUGUUACAGUUACCUAUCUGCGAUCUGAUAAGUAUUAUGAGGAACUAGCAAGUUCUAUUUUCUGUGGUGUCUUGCCUGGGGAUGGCUGGAGUGGGCGCAUGGAGGAUGGCAUGCUUCAAGGAUGCAUUCCUGUAGUAAUUCAGGAUGGAAUUUUUCUUCCCUACGAGAAUGUGCUUAAUUACAACAGCUUUGCAGUCCGUAUACAAGAAGAUGACAUCCCAAACCUCAUUAGAAUACUUCGAGGGAUAAACGAAACACAAAUAGAGUUCAUGUUGAGAAAUGUGCGCCAGAUGUGGCAGAGGUUCUUUUACCGCGACUCAAUAUUGCUGGAGGCUCAGAGGCAGAAAAGACUGUUCUCUGAAGAGGCACCGUGGUCUGUUGAGGUCUCAAAACUAGACGACGUUGAUGAUGUCUUUGCUACUUUCAUACAGGUAUUGCAUUACAAAUUAUAUAAUGACCCUUGGCGGCAAGGUGUCUUACAAAGAAAGGAAACCGGGUUGCCAGACAUCUGCUCGAAAGGUUCCUGAAACAUCCAGCAGACACUGCAAUUGUAAAGAUAUGCAUAUAUGUAGUCCUAGAGUCCUAGAAAGUGACCAACAGGUUCUGUUAAAUUCUGGAAGAUACAAACAUUACCUCUGGUAGUUCAUUUUUAUCAUACUUUUGUCAGAUUGACCCAGGCCAUUUUCUGAAAGGAUAAUAGCAGUACUGGCUUGCUUUGUUGAUUCGAAAUUGAUGUAUAGGGCACAUUCUGUUUUCGUUUUAAGUUGCUAAUCCAAUAUACAGUUUUUCGUCUUUACCGAGGAAAACCAACAGCUGCAAAAUGCUUUGUAUUCUGCAUUGGUUGAUUCAAUAGUGUACUGAAAAAAGGAUAA
This is a messenger RNA of Oryza brachyantha (malo sina), 2742 nucleotides long. RefSeq names its product probable glucuronoxylan glucuronosyltransferase F8H. The transcript has 14 exons. NCBI's taxonomy places the organism in Eukaryota, Viridiplantae, Streptophyta, Magnoliopsida, Poales, Poaceae. The record is from RefSeq and is a predicted model, not a curated record. Gene Ontology annotation, molecular function: glycosyltransferase activity. Bases 49 to 2397 code for a protein of 782 amino acids.